AUGCAAGGCUUCAACCAGGGGCGGUAUGUCCCUCCAGAACUCGAGGGAACUACGACUGGCAACAAGCUUCACAAUCGAAGAACACCCGGCACCUUGCGUAAGGAUGGCACCCAGACUGUGCGUUUCGAGAUGCCGUUCGCGGUGUGGUGUCACACGUGUAAACCACAUGCCAUCAUAGGACAGGGUGUUCGCUUCAACUCGGAGAAGAAGAAAGUGGGCUACUACUACUCGACCCCAAUAUGGAGCUUCCGCAUGAAACAUACGGCUUGCAGCGGUACGAUCGAGAUCAGGACUGACCCUAAGAACACUGCAUACGUGGUGACAGAAGGUGGCAAAGCUCGGGACUACGGCGAAGCGGAAGAUCGGGUCAGAGAAGGCGAGAAUGGGGUGCCUAUCUUGACAGCUGAAGAGCGAGAACGAAGGCGAGACGACGCGUUUGCGCAGUUGGAGGGAAAGGCUGAGGAGAAGGCCCAGGUCAAGGACAACACGAAGCGCAUCCAGGAGCUUUACAGUGCCCGAGAGCGCGACUGGGACGAUCCGUGGAUGGCCAACAAACGCGCGCGAGAUUCUUUUCGAGUCGAGAGAAAGGCACUCAAACGCGAAGAAGAUGCCGAUGAGGCUAUAAAGGAUCGCAUAGGCACCGAUAUUGAUCUGCUACCGGCUACAGCAGAGGACAGUGCUCGGGCCAAGCUGGUCACCUUUGGAGAAGAGGAAACGACGCAGCAUAGAGACGAGGCAGGUUCCAGGCCCUUAUUUCGAACGCCUCUCACUCGAGUGUCCAAGUCGAAGCCGUCAAAACAAGCCAAAGACAGUCGGAAGGACGCCCUACGUCGACAAUUGUUGUCGAACACCCGAGCUACUCUCAAUCCAUUUGGAUAG
Messenger RNA from Zasmidium cellare ATCC 36951, 879 nucleotides. RefSeq lists its product as uncharacterized. The record is from RefSeq and is a predicted model, not a curated record. Bases 1 to 879 code for a protein of 292 amino acids. The transcript has a single exon. Lineage: Eukaryota; Fungi; Ascomycota; Dothideomycetes; Mycosphaerellales; Mycosphaerellaceae. Gene Ontology annotation, cellular component: post-mRNA release spliceosomal complex; U2-type spliceosomal complex. Gene Ontology annotation, biological process: mRNA splicing, via spliceosome.